Molecule: messenger RNA, 231 nt
Organism: Oikopleura dioica
Lineage: Eukaryota; Metazoa; Chordata; Appendicularia; Copelata; Oikopleuridae
Source: the annotation of a GenBank genome assembly
AUGCCUGUCUUUGAAAUCAAGCUGAAAAUGCUCAAGGAAAUGUACCACAUUUCUCUCAACAGUGAAGAACACCCCAUGAAAUUCCGCGAGGCAAUCGAAGCGGCUACUUGCAUGGCUCCUUCUUCCCAAAGAAUAAAAUGUAAAGGAAAGAUCAUCCCUGCCGACCUCGAGAACUGGGACGACUACAAGGACAUCCUUGCGGACGGUCUCCUCAUGAUGAUCAUGAUGUGA